Camelina sativa (false flax) is the source of this 1345-nucleotide messenger RNA. Lineage: Eukaryota; Viridiplantae; Streptophyta; Magnoliopsida; Brassicales; Brassicaceae. The record is from RefSeq and is a predicted model, not a curated record.
ACAGAGUCUCUCGAGGAACAUUAGGUUUCUUCGUUAAUAGAUGGGGAAUUAGGGUGAGAAAACUCAUUGGUGAAGCUUGAGAUAAUGACGGCAAUGGGAGAUCUUCCAGAGGAUUUGGUAGAGGAGAUACUCUCAAAGGUACCGAUGACAUCUCUGAGAGCAAUACGAUCUACUUGCAAAAAGUGGAACUUUUUAUCGAAAAAUCGGAUCUUUGGAUAUAAUAAAGCAACAGCAGCAAGGAAGCAGUAUAUGGGGAUUAUGAUGAUGGAUUCAAGGGUUUGCUCAAUGGAAUUCGAUCUUCAAGGGAUCCAAAACGACAACAACUUGGUGGUUGAUGAUCCAUCUAUUAUUAUUAAACAAGUAAGUGGUAGACUCGAACAAAUCGAGGUAUCCCAAGUCUUUCACUGCGACGGUUUAAUUCUAUGCGUCGUUAAAGACAACACAGGGCUGUUUGUAUGGAACCCUUAUUUAGGACAAACUAGGUGGAUUCAACCCAGAGAGAAUUACAAGUACAACAGUCUAGACAGGUAUGCUCUGGGAUAUGACAAGAACCGUAACCACAAAAUCUUGAGGAUUUUCGAUUUGUAUCCAAAUCCAAGCAGAAACCGUGUUUUUAGGUACGAAGUCUACGACUUUAGCUCUAAUUCAUGGAGGAUUCUUGAUGUCAAACUCGAGUGGGAUAUACAGUCUCAUACACGGUGCGUGUCUUUCAAAGGGAACACUUAUUUUCAAGCACAAAAGAAAAAAGUAGAGGGAGGAGUAAAGACAACAAAUAUAGAAGAUGUUCUACUCUGUUUUGAUUUUACAAACGAGAGGUUUGGACCGCCUCUGUCUCUGCCGUUUAACUCUUACAACGCAGAAGUUUUUGUGUCUCUAUCUUGUGUUAGAAAAGAAGAGAAGCUCGCUAUGUUAUAUCAACGCUGGGGGACGCCUCAGACAAUCGAGUUUUUCGUUACGGAUAAGAUUGAUCCCAAUGAGGUUUUGUGGCGCAAGUUUUUGACAACGUCCACUGGUUUUCAUGUCGACACUUUCUCUGGGAGCUUUUUCAUUGACGAGGAGAAGAACGUUGCUGUGGUUGUCGAUCUAGAUAUGAGGAACGAGAGCUUUUGCUACCAAACAGUUUACAUUAUCGGACAAGAUGAUUACUUCAAAUCUGUGAAUAUCGGAGUUGCCCCAAACCUCGCUAUAUCUUACCCUGGAUGGAAUCCUACCGCAUACUGUGUUCCCCUUGUGUGCUCUUCUUCCUAUGUUCCAAGCUUAGUUCAACUACAAAUCAACAAAGAUGGAAGUUAAUAAUUAGUUCCAUGUACAUACAAUACUUUUUUUUAAUUUGUUUAUUGCAUCA